UAAGACAUUCGAUCAGUUUUAGAAAUUCCAUCAGGGUCUCAACACGGCGAAAACGGACGACUCAAGUUCAGGUUUUUUGGUAAACCCGGUUUCCACGUAGGUGCUUAGAAAACAGUGACAAGUUUUUUUCAAGUUCGAGAAAGAUUCUGGUUGUUUUUAUCCUUGAAUUGUGACAAUCUGACCAAUAGUGUACCUAGGAAGUCCUUCUUUUGGACGUUUCUUUGGACAAGAAAAACCAAAGUGUAUAUAAAAGAGAAAGUGAUUUGGAAGGCAGUGGAAGUACUUUGAAGUAGAUUUACUGUAAACAUGUCCAUCGGAUUUUUAUGUUUUUCAACAUUGUUUUCUGCAAUUGGAUAGAAUAAAGGAAGACACAAAGAGAAUUCCUACUAAAACUUCAACGUAAGGCAAACCCUACCCUCAAAGUAACACUGUAUUUCGGCUGUAAAGCUGUAAGUGUCAAAAAUGGCCUUAGACUUUUUCGCGGGGUGCUUGGGAGUCUCCGACAAAUUCCAGGAUGCGCUGGAGUAUUGGUCUCCCACCCACUGGACACAAUCAAAGUUCACCUCCAAACACAGGAUGCCAAGAACCCUCUCUAUCGCGGUACAUUCCAUUGUCUCAAAACUAUCAUCGCUAAGGACUCAGUACGUGGUCUCUAUCGUGGCAUGUCCAGUCCUUUGGGGGGAGUAGCUUUCGUAAAUGCAAUUGUGUUUGGCGUUUAUGGCAACGUUCAACGAAUCACUGAUAAUCCGGAAUCGCUGAAAUCCCACUUUUUAGCUGGCUCCACAGCAGGUCUAAUACAGAGCUUUGUAUGUUCACCGAUGGAGUUGGCGAAAACUAGGUUGCAAUUACAAGAAAACUUCCCAAAAGCUACGAAAUAUAAAGGUCCUCUUCAUUGCCUUGGUGACAUAUGGAAAAAGCAAGGAUUGCGUGGGGUUUUUAAAGGACUGAGUAUCACAGCAUUCCGAGACGUACCAGGCUUUUCCAGCUAUUUCGUCAGCUACGAGGUAAUGAUGAGUUGUGUUCAACACCCAACAGCUGUACAUACCCUUAUGGCCGGCGGGCUAGCCGGUACCUUCUCCUGGCUCGUUUCAUUUCCCGUUGACGUGGUAAAAUCUAGAUUGCAAGCCGAUGGUAUGUCAGGACAUCCUCAAUACACGGGAAUUCGAGAUUGUAUGCGAAAAGGCUACCAAGCAGAAGGGCUAUCAUUCUACACAAGAGGUCUUUGCUCAACACUACUUCGUGCGUUUCCUAUGAAUGCUGCCUGCUUUUUGGUUGUUUCCUGGACUUUGAAGUUUGCCGAGAAUUUUCGUCUGAAUGUGAACAUACAGCAAUCACAACCUUUGGUGAUUAUGAGUUCGCAACAUACUCCCGUGGCUGGCCCCCAUACCGGACAUCAUUUCAAGUUUCACGAGGAUCAUCAUGAACAUUCUCGACGAAGAUCACAUUUGAUUAAGAGUCUGCUGUUCUUUGGUGCUUUCAGCGAAGCGGUUUGCAGUGCGGAAAUAGUGGAGCUUGCUAAUGAUCUCUAUGAUGAUCACUAUAGCUACUAUGAUUUCAAUACGGAGUCUUUCUGUCAUUCCAGGAAACACAUGGAGGAUGAUUAUUGCUUAAUAAGUCAUUGAUUCUAUGCCCGGUUAGGACUAUGUAAAUAUUCUCUAUUUUAUUUUUACGGUUUAUUAUUCUACUUUCAUUUUUUAACUGUUUUAUUUAUUUAUAAAAAUUUUAUAUAAAAUAAAAAAUGCUUAGCACGCCCC
Messenger RNA from Hermetia illucens (black soldier fly), 1754 nucleotides. Its product is annotated as mitochondrial basic amino acids transporter. The transcript has 4 exons. The record is from RefSeq and is a predicted model, not a curated record. Gene Ontology annotation, cellular component: mitochondrion. Gene Ontology annotation, biological process: mitochondrial L-ornithine transmembrane transport. Gene Ontology annotation, molecular function: high-affinity L-arginine transmembrane transporter activity. The coding region runs from base 663 to 1622 and encodes 319 amino acids. Lineage: Eukaryota; Metazoa; Arthropoda; Insecta; Diptera; Stratiomyidae.